AUGGGCCCCGUCGCCGCCCUUCGCGGCCCUGUCGCCGCCCUUCACGACCCCGUCGCCGCCCUUCGCGGCCCCUCACGGCCCCGUCUCGGCCCCGUCGCCGCCCUUCGCGGCCCCUCACAGCCCCUUCGCGGCCCCUUCACCGCCCUUAGCGGCCCCUUCUCGGCUCCUCUGCGGCCCCUUCUCGGCUCCCUCAUGGACCUGCCGCCCCGCCGUCGCCGCCCCUGCAGCAGCACCCGUCGCCGCCCCUGCAGCAGGAGCCACAGCCGCCGACAGCAGCAGCUGCUGCCGCCACUACCGGGGCCGCCGCCGCCGCAGCCGCCGACUGCAGCCGCCGCCGCCGCCGCCGACAGCAGGGGCCGCCGCCGCCGUUCCGGCCCUGCCCUGCAGAGAGGAGCGGCAAUCCUCUGCCGCCCUGUAGCGGCCCUGUCCCUGCCGGCGCGCCUCGGCCCUGCCCCACCACUUGCGGACCUCUAUCCACCUGCCCUGUGCGAUAGGAAAGACGGUCUCUCACUGUUCGAUCUCACGUCGGGCGCCUCUGCUGCCCCUGCUGCCGAUGCUGACAGCACUGUUCGCUCACAGUGGGCCACACGCGAGGCUGCUGCCCGUCUUGCUGUGCGUAGUCACUUACCAUCCUCUGAGCGCGCGCACUUCAGUCAGUACAAGAGUGCUAGGACCUUGGACCACUUCCUCUCUGUUUGCCCCACCACACUCACCGUUGACCUCCUUGAGGAGCGCUUCCUGGCAGCUGAGAAAAGUAUAGUCGCUGUAGGAGCCUCUCGUGGUGACCCUCGUGCCCCCUUCUUUGAGGGGUGCUCCCCCUCCCCCCUUUUGCCCUCUGUUGCCUCUGCUGCUGCCGUCGACUUCGUUGGCACCGAGUCGGUCGGCGCUGCGUCUGCCCCUAGCGGGAGCCGCCGCACCGGCAAGGGCAAGGGGGGCAAGGGCGCUGGAGGGGCUGGCGGGGGCGGUGGAGGUGGCGGCGGAGGCGGCGGAGAGAGUGGGGGUGGCGGUGGGAGUGGUGGCGGGGGUUGGAGCUUCGGUGGCGGCGGUGGAGGCGGAGGCGGCGGCGGCGGUGGCGGUGGGAGCGGAGGAGGAGGCAGUGGCGGCGGUGGCGGAGGUGGCGGCGGCGGAGGUGGAGCUGGUCGGGGUGGCUCUGCGCAGCGGAGCGGCUUCGGUGGUGGUCAGCGUCAGCAGCAGCAGUGCUCUCGUGAGACCCCGCCCCCCCAGCAGCUUCGUGAGAGGUACGCUGCGCGUCAGCGGGGUGGGGAUGCUGGUCCCUGUGUCUACGUCCUGUGUACCGGCGACCGCACUGGUGAGCUGUGCGGUGGCCCGCACACCACCCGGCGCUGCUUUGGCCGCCUGACGAACGCUUGGCGUCUCCAGUUCCCUGACGCCACUGAGAUCCCCCACUUGGCGGCUCCGCCGCCUCCUUCAGUGGCCCCGUCGCCGCCCUCCCCUUAUGGCCCGUCGCCGCCCUUACAGCGGCCCCGUCGCCGCCCUUUCAGCGGCCCCGCCGCCUUCUUCAGCGGCCCCGUCGCCACCCCUGCAGCGGCCUCGACGCCGCCCUUUCAGCGGCCCUCUCGCCGCCUCCUUUGCGGCCCCGUCGCCGCUCACUUCAGCGGCCCCACAGCCCUACGCGGCCCCGCCUUCCUUAGCGGCACAGUAGCCCAGCAGCCGAGCCGCAGAGCCUCCAAGCAGCCGAGCCGCCGAGCAGCCGAGCCGCCGAGCCGCCGAGCCGCCCAGAAGCCGAGCCGCCGAGCCGCCCAGCAGCCGGGCUGCCCUCCUUGGAGCCGUCCCACCUACCUGGGACGUGCUGUUGACUUUGAGAUCUGGGUAGAUGAUUUACAGCUUUUCCUCCAGUGCGACAGGGCAGACGACCUUUCUCUGUUUGACCUUACCUCUGGCGCCUCCCCUGCCCCUGCUGCUGAUGCUGACGCCACUGUUUGCUCACAGUGGGCCACACGGGAUGCUGCUGCUCGCCUUGCUGUGCGCCGCCACUUGCCGACCGCUGAGCGCGCGCACUUUAGUCAGUACAAGACCUCUAAGACCUUAUACGACGCUGUAGUUGCGCGCUACUCCUCCCCUGCCACUGCUGCCCUUAGCCGCCUCAUCCUGCCAAACCUCUUUCCUGACCUCGCUACCUUUCCUACUGUCGCUGACCUCAUCACGCACCUUUGCACUAGUGACGCUCGUUACCGCGCUGCCCUUCCCGCUGAGUUAUGCGCCAAGAACCCCCACCCUAUGUAUAUCACCCUCUACUACAUAGUUACCUGGCUCCCUGACACACUUCGCCCAGUCAGGGACCACUUCCUCUCUAUCUGCCCCACCACUCUCACCGUUGAGCUCCUUGAGGAGCGCCUCCUAGCAGCAGAGAAGAGCAUAGUCGCUGUAGGAGCCUCUCGUGGUGACCCCCGUACCCCUGUCUUUGAGGGGUGCCCCCCCUCCCCCCUCUUGCCCUCUGUUGCCUCUGCUGCUGUGGCCGACCUACGGGGUGGAGGUCCUGGCCCCUGUACCUACGUCCUCCGCACCGGCGACCGCUCGGGUGAGCAGUGUGGGGGUCUGCACUCCACCCAGCGCUGCUUUGGCCGCCUGACAGACGCUUGGCGUCACCACUUUCUUGACGCGACUGAGAUCCCUCGCUGGGGCGAGUUGUUUAGGGCGGGGGUUGCUAUCUUUGAUCUUGACUUUGAUGCUAUCCUUGCUGCCAUAUAUGCUGUGACCAUUAGUGAUGAGGGUGACUAUUACCGGUGUUUUCCGCCUGACCCGGGCAUUGAGACUGCUGCUCUAGGUACUGGUGAGGCUGCUGCUCUUGGUGCUAGCGAGGCUACUGCUCUAGGUGCCAGUGCGUCUGCGUCCUCAGGAGCUGGUGAGUCUGUUCUCUCAGGAUGA
Closterium sp. NIES-65 is the source of this 2886-nucleotide messenger RNA. NCBI's taxonomy places the organism in Eukaryota, Viridiplantae, Streptophyta, Zygnematophyceae, Desmidiales, Closteriaceae. The record is from the annotation of a GenBank genome assembly.